This is a messenger RNA of Alnus glutinosa, 3460 nucleotides long. Its product is annotated as ATP-dependent DNA helicase homolog RECG, chloroplastic. Gene Ontology annotation, molecular function: nucleic acid binding; DNA helicase activity; ATP binding. Bases 247 to 3237 code for a protein of 996 amino acids. Gene Ontology annotation, biological process: DNA repair; DNA recombination. The record is from RefSeq and is a predicted model, not a curated record. The transcript has 18 exons. Lineage: Eukaryota; Viridiplantae; Streptophyta; Magnoliopsida; Fagales; Betulaceae.
AGGAGGAAAAAAAAAACACAGAAGAAAAAAAAGAGAGGAGAGAUUCGGGCUCAGUUGAAAGCCCUGCUGGGCCUUUCCAACGUCUCCCGCCUCUUGAUGUUCAUUGUCCGCUUCGGCUAACCCCCUUGGGACGCUGUCACUCUUCACUCCACUUGUGGACGCAGCUCUUCUCCAGAACCACUGGGACACUGGUUUGAUGUUCAUGUUAUUUAGGCAUGUUCUAUUCAUGCAGUAGGCUUGCUGGAAAUGGCACUGACAGUCUCAGUUGUGCAGUCAUGUGGCAUGUGCUUCUGUGGGAAACGAUUGAGAGGUGCAAUUGUUUUUGAAGCUGAGAGAGGAUAUCAGACUGCUUUGAGUAGAAAAAUGAGGUUUAAUAAAUCUCUCCUCUCUAAAGUAUCAAAAUUAUGUUCUCGACCAAAACAUGAAUUAGCGGGAAAAUUAUUGGAGAAAGUUGCAAGAAUCUCAGGUCGAUCAAAAAUUCUCAAUAAGGUGUCUGUUCUGAUGGAAUAUGAUGGUCUUCAUGAUUUAGUUGAUAAUGAAAGAGCUAAAAAGCGAUCUUGUAUGAAUCUUAAAGGUGCAAAGGAUGAAUUUAAUGACUCCUUAGCAUAUAAAAGGUUUCCAUCCAUCAUUCUCGGUAGUUCUCCGCAGGUUGAAUUGUAUGAUGAGACUGCAUGUUGCUCUGAAUUGAGUAGGGUUUUAGCUACCCAAAAUUGUGAAGGAUUUCUUCCUAAUUCCAUUGGGGCCGAGCUGGAUCAAGAGAGUUCUAGUGAAACAUGGCCUUCUAUGUCUCCUGCGCUUCUGAGUGUAACACCUUCCUCACUAAAAGAAGAUUCUUAUGAGACUUUAUCUUCUCAGCCUGUUGCUUUAGAAACUAUAGAAAAAUCAAAUUCUUCAGUCACUGUAAAGGAAUCUUCUAUCAAAGUGGGUCCUGAAUCACCACUAAAUGCUGCCCCCAUUGAGUUAUUUCUUGACAGAUCUAUCAAUUGCAUACCUGGAUUAAGUAAGAGGCACUGUCGUCAGCUGGAAAAUUGUGGUUUUCACACGUUGCGGAAAUUGCUACAUCAUUUUCCUCGAACUUAUGCUGAUUUACAGAAUGCGCAGACUGCAAUUGAUGACGGACAGUACCUGAUUUGCAUUGGGAAAAUCUUAUCUUCAAGGGGAAUCAGAGCUAGUUAUACUUUUUCAUUUCUUGAGGUGGUUGUGGGCUGUGAGAUUGCAGAAAAUCAAUCAACUUCUGAGCAUACAGUCGAUGAUAUUGAUAGUAAGGGAAAGAAGAAAAUUUAUUUGCAUCUGAAGAAAUUUUUUCGUGGUACUCGUUUUACAUUUCAACCUUUUCUUAAAAGUCUUGAACAGAAGCAUAAAGAGGGAGAGAUUGUUUGUGUUAGUGGUAAGGUGAGGACUAUGCGUACUAGGGAUCACUUUGAAAUGAGAGAGUACAAUAUUGAUGUGCUCGAAGAUCAAGAAGAUUCAUCUUUUCGUGCAGAAGGGAGGCCAUAUCCCAUAUACCCUUCAAAAGGAGGCUUAAAUCCAAACUUUCUUAGAGACUUAAUUGCAAGAGCCUUACAGGCCUUGCCUGUUAAUAUUGAUCCUAUACCAAAAGAUGUGACUCAGGACUUCGGACUGUUAAGUCUUCAUGAUGCAUAUAUUGGGAUUCACCAGCCGAAGAAUAUAAAUGAGGCUGAUUUGGCACGCAAAAGGCUUAUAUUUGAUGAGUUCUUUUACCUGCAGCUGGGACGCUUGUACCAAAUGCUUGAAGGUCUUGGUACAAAAAUAGAGAAAGAUGGGUUGCUCGACAGGUAUAGAAAACCUGAAUUAAACGCUAUUUAUAUGGAAGAAUGGUCCAGUCUCACCAAGAAGUUUUUGAAGGCUCUUCCGUAUUCCCUUACUUCUAGUCAGCUAAGCGCUGUUUCAGAAAUUAUUUGGGAUCUAAAGCGGCAAAUCCCUAUGAACCGGCUGUUGCAGGGUGAUGUUGGAUGUGGGAAAACUGUGGUAGCUUUCUUGGCAUGUAUGGAGGUUAUUGGCUCUGGAUAUCAGGCAGCUUUCAUGGUUCCGACUGAGUUGCUUGCUAUCCAGCAUUAUCAGCACUUGCUUAAUUUGCUAGAGAAUAUGGAAGAGGUUGUGCGCAAACCUUCAGUUGCUUUACUCACUGGUUCUACCCCAUCAAAACAAUCGCGGAUCAUUCGUGAGGGUCUUCAAACUGGAAAUAUCUCAUUGGUUAUUGGGACCCACAGUCUAAUAGCUGAAAAUGUGGAGUUCUUUGCUUUACGUAUCGCAGUGGUGGACGAGCAACAUCGCUUUGGUGUGAUACAAAGAGGAAGGUUUAACAGUAAGUUAUAUUAUACCUCUUUAAGUUCAAGAAUGGAAGCGGGUACGGAUGGGUCCUCAAAAGGUGAUGUACAUAUGGCACCUCAUGUUCUUGGCAUGUCAGCCACUCCUAUCCCAAGAACACUUGCUCUGGCUUUAUAUGGGGAUAUGUCCCUUACCCAAAUAACUGACUUACCUCCUGGAAGAAUACCAGUUGAAACGUUCAUUAUUGAAGGAAAUGGUGAUGGCUUUGAGAAUGUCUACAAGAUGAUGCUGGAUGAGUUAGAAAUAGGAGGGAAAGUGUAUCUUGUGUAUCCAGUUAUUGAACAAUCCGAACAGCUGCCCCAGCUUCGUGCUGCUUCUUCAGAUCUUGAAGGUAUAUCUCGUAGGUUUCAGGGAUACAGCUGUGGGUUGUUACAUGGAAAAAUGAAGAGUGAUGAGAAAGAAGAAGCAUUGAAGCGGUUUAGAUCUGGAGAAACACAUAUACUACUUUCCACACAAGUAAUCGAGAUUGGUGUUGAUGUUCCAGAUGCUUCUAUGAUGGUUGUUAUGAAUGCUGAGAGGUUUGGAAUAGCUCAGCUUCACCAACUUAGAGGACGAGUUGGACGUGGACAGAGGAAAUCUAAGUGUUUAUUAUUGGCAUCUACUGCCAGUAGCCUAAACCGAUUGAAGGUGCUAGAGAAAUCAUCAGAUGGUUUUUACUUGGCAAAUGUGGACCUCCUUUUACGUGGACCUGGUGACUUGCUUGGUAAAAAACAGUCAGGUCACCUUCCAGAGUUUCCUAUUGCGCGAUUGGAAAUGGAUGGGAAUAUUUUGCAAGAAGCACAUCUUGCUGCACUGAAAAUUUUAGGUGCUUCUCAUGAUUUGGAGCAAUUCAUGGCACUCAAAUCAGAGCUUAGUAUGAGACAGCCCCUUUGUCUUCUGGGUGAUUGACUUGUAAAAAUCUUGAAAUUUGUCUGUCCCAUGCUCAACAUGUGUCAGGGUAUGUUGGUCUUAAGAUUAUCAUUGCUUUUGUAGACGUAUUUUUUAUCAUAUGGUUUUGUGGUUGCUGUUUCCGUGUAAAGCAUUAGUGGUAGUGCUAGUCCUGACUCCACCUGUGCCGUACUAAUUUAUUUGAUUAUUUUUUUUUUUGAUUUUUAAAACAAUCUGGACUGAU